UUUCAUCUCUAAUACUACUAAAUUCUAAUUUCUUUCAUCCUUCAGCCACCAAUCAAAAACUCAAACGCUCUUGACUUUCUGAAGAAGCAACAGAGACAGAUUUAAUGGCGGCCAUGAACUCGAGUGUUCUCACCUGCAGCUACGCAAUCUCUGGUGCUAGCUCAUCAGAGCUAAACCAAAAAGUGGGUUUGGUGAAUUCAUCGGUUGGGUUUGGCCAGAAGAAACAGACUGUUCCUGUGAUCAAAGCAGCUCAACGAGUUGGUGGUGGUGAUGAUGUUAAUGGAAGAAGAUCCCGCAUGAUGUUCUUAGCUGCUACACUCUUCUCCACCGCUGCUGUCUCUGCUUCUGCUAAUCCUAGCGUCUUCGAUGAAUACCUCGAGAAGAGCAAAGCCAACAAAGAACUGAAUGAUAAGAAGAGAUUGGCAACAAGUGGGGCAAACUUUGCGAGAGCAUUCACCGUUCAGUUCGGAAGCUGCAAGUUCCCUGAGAAUUUCACAGGAUGUCAAGAUCUUGCCAAGCAAAAGAAGGUACUAUUUAUCUCAGAAGAUUUGGCGUUGGAAUGCGAAGGCAAAGACAAGUUCAAGUGUGGUUCCAAUGUUUUCUGGAAAUGGUGAUCAUGUUUGUAUCCAUUCUUAUGUAAACCCAACAAUGUAUCUAUCUAUCUAUCUAGCUGUUCAUCAAAGUUCUCAUAUCCAUUUGAAUCUACCGUGUUAAACACUAAUAAGAGCCAUUAGGAAU
Brassica rapa (field mustard) is the source of this 738-nucleotide messenger RNA. RefSeq names its product photosystem I reaction center subunit N, chloroplastic. Gene Ontology annotation, cellular component: chloroplast photosystem I. Gene Ontology annotation, biological process: photosynthesis. Lineage: Eukaryota; Viridiplantae; Streptophyta; Magnoliopsida; Brassicales; Brassicaceae. The record is from RefSeq and is a predicted model, not a curated record.